AUGGAGACCCUUGCUAUCUCCCUCUUCUUCCUUUCUCCUUUGAUCGGGUCCGUUUGGGCUCAAGAUGGCGGCUCUCCCACCGUCAAGCUCCCCGGCUCCGAAAUCCAGGGUAUGUCACUUGAGGGCUUCGAGACCUUCAACGGCAUCCCGUUCGCCGAGUCCCCGGCCGGUACAAAUCGAUUGAGAAGGCCUGUUAGAAGAACAGAGCCAUUGGGUCAGUUUGACGCCUCCGGAAAGGGACCCAUCUGCCAUGAAGGGUACAUCGAGCCGAACCCAACAGACUACCCAUGGCACAAGGAUCUCCUCAAACACGCGUAUGUCGAGCGUUAUAACACAAGCACGAAGGAGGACGGCCCUGUCCGACAACACCUGUCAACGGAGGACUGCCUGACCAUCUCGGUCACCCGUCCGGCGGGCACCAAGGCGGGAGACAAGCUGCCGGUCAUGUUCUUGAUCCACGGCUACGGGUUCGUCAUGGGAUCCCCCGAGCCCUACGACAGGACCGGCUUCUUCAAGUUCGGCGUCGACAACCACCAUCCAUUCAUCUUCGUUACGGCCAACUACCGUGUCGGUGCCUGGGGUUUCCUGCCUGGCAACGAGAGCGCCUACAGCGAUGCGACCAAUCUGGGCCUCUACGAUCAGCGGAUGGCCAUGGAGUGGACGUCGGACAACAUCGAGGCCUUUGGCGGCGAUCCGGGCAAGAUCACGCUCUUCGGUCAUGCCGCUGGUGGUGUUUCCGUCUUCUCCCACCUUGUCAUCAACGAUGGCAACAUCACAUACAACGGCAGAGAGCUCUUCCACGGCGUCAUCAUGAGCUCUGGCAGUCUCAUGCCUGCCAACGCUGCCGACUCGGUGAGAGCCCAGCUGACCUACGACUCCAUCUCCGCGGCUGCUGGAUGCGACGUCGCAAUGGACUCGAUGAAGUGCUUGCGAGGCCUGUCUGACCUGGACUUCUGGGUGGCCAGCAACUCCAUCCCCGGCAUCAACGCCGUCGAAGCCUUUAGGCUCUUAUUUGUCCCGCGGCCUGAUGGCAAGCUGCUCCGUGACAGCCCUGAAGAGCUGAUCAAGCAGGGCAAGUUCGCGCAAGUACCCAUGAUUCUGGGCAACCAGGAAGAUGAAGCCGCCCUUUUCACACUGAAUCACGAGCUGCUCGAGAACAAGGCGAGUCAUCAGCUCUGGGGCCACCUCCAAAACUACUACUUCUACCAAUUCACCCAGGACAAUGUAACGGCAUUCCGAGAAUGGACGUAUCUCUACCCGGACCAGCCAAAGGACGGCAGUCCGUUCCGCACUGGCGAAUUCUUCGAGACGUGGCUCGGCCGGAAGCAGGUCACCUCCACAAUGGGCGACAUCUUCUUCAGCUUCCCGCGCCGCAUCGCGAUGCACUUGAUCGCUGAAGCUGAUCCCUCCGUGCCCAUGUGGGGAUACAUGGACUCGCACAACCACGGCGACAUGAGCAUCCACGAGGGACUCGUCGGGACCACGCACGGCUCCUUCUUGGACUCGGUCUUUGCCCAGGGCAUAUAUGCUACGGCGCCGUCGUCUUAUAGCACACGCGCGCACUUGAUCAACUUCAUGUACAGCCAGAAUCCCAACAAGGGCAUUGAGAGCUUGACGCACUGGCCGCAGUGGACGUUGGACCUGCCGCGGCUACUCUGGAUCAACAGGAAGCACAACGCUUAUGUCCAGGACAAUGAGCGGAAGAGAAUCUUUGAUCAUCUCAAGGGCAAGGUGGCAUGGAUCAGGUUGUAG
Molecule: messenger RNA, 1752 nt
Organism: Trichoderma reesei QM6a
Lineage: Eukaryota; Fungi; Ascomycota; Sordariomycetes; Hypocreales; Hypocreaceae
Exons: 2
Coding region: 1-1752 (583 amino acids)
Source: RefSeq, a predicted model, not a curated record